Trifolium pratense (red clover) is the source of this 3391-nucleotide messenger RNA. Its product is annotated as peptidyl serine alpha-galactosyltransferase-like. Bases 425 to 2935 code for a protein of 836 amino acids. The record is from RefSeq and is a predicted model, not a curated record. Lineage: Eukaryota; Viridiplantae; Streptophyta; Magnoliopsida; Fabales; Fabaceae. Gene Ontology annotation, molecular function: glycosyltransferase activity. The transcript has 8 exons.
GAAACUCUUUCAUUUUAGCAAAAACAUUAAAAUUUGCACGACACUUUUUCUGCCUGCGAGGCUACCAUUACCAACUACACUCCCAGUUUCCAAAUUCAGAUCAAAAUAAUUACAGUUAUUAGUUUUUUUUUUUUUUUUUUUUACGCACAAUUAUUAGUUAUGAUUUAUGAACAGUUGAACACCAUAUUCAUUAAUUAUUCUAUUUUUUUUAUUUAUUAAUUUUAAUUUAACACAAUAAACCUCCAUCACCUCUCUUCACAUCUCAUGCUAUUUAUUAAUUAAUUAUAUCUUACAAAACCCCCAAAUUUUGACUUAACAAAACAACAUGCUCUUAUGCAUGGAGAUGUAGAUCAAAGAUAAAGAACCAAAAUUCCGAUCUUUGAAGCGAUACCCAUUUCAUAUCUCACCUUAAAAUCAAACUACAAUGAAGAAAGUUUUGAUUUUGAUGUUGUUAAUGAUGAUGGGUAACAUUGAUAUUACAAAAGGGGCAAAGAAGGUUUCAUGGAAGGUACACACACUGUUUUCUGUUGAAUGUCAGAAUUACUUUGAUUGGCAAACGGUUGGUUUGAUGAAUAGUUAUAGAAAAGCUAAACAACCUGGUCCAAUUACAAGGCUUCUUAGUUGUACUGAUGAAGAGAAGAAGAAUUAUAAAGGGAUGCAUUUGGCACCAACUUUUGAGGUUCCUUCUAUGAGUAGACAUCCUAGAACUGGUGAUUGGUACCCUGCAAUAAACAAACCUGCCGGGGUUGUACACUGGCUCAAACAUAGUAAGGAAGCAAAAAAUGUUGAUUGGGUUCUCAUUCUAGAUGCGGACAUGAUCAUCCGUGGCCCAAUUUUACCUUGGGAACUUGGUGCAGAGAAAGGAAGACCUGUUGCAGCAUAUUAUGGGUACUUAAAAGGUUGCGACAAUAUUUUGGCUAAACUGCACACGAAACAUCCAGAUCUGUGUGACAAAGUUGGCGGGCUUUUGGCCUUUCAUAUCAGUGACCUGCGACGAUUCGCCCCCUUGUGGCUUUCUAAAACAGAAGAAGUACGAGAAGAUAAGGAACACUGGGCAACAAACAUAACUGGAGACAUAUAUGGGAAAGGGUGGAUCAGUGAGAUGUAUGGAUACUCUUUCGGUGCUGCAGAAAUAGGACUUCGGCACAAGAUCAAUGAUAACUUGAUGCUCUACCCAGGUUAUGUUCCUCGAGAGGGAAUUGAGCCGGUUCUUCUUCACUACGGGCUUCCAUUUAGUGUAGGGAAUUGGUCAUUUAAUAAACUGGCUCACCAUGACGACGGAAUUGUAUAUGAAUGUAACCGGCUCUUUCCAGAGCCUCCUUAUCCGAAAGAGGUAUUACAGUUGGAACUUGAUGCUAAUCGAAGGCGAGGACUAUUUAUAAGCAUAGAGUGCAUAAACACUAUAAAUGAAGGUCUUUUAUUACAGCAUGGAGCAAAUGGUUGUCCUAAGCCAGCAUGGUCAAAAUACUUGAGCUUUUUAAAAAGCAAAUCUUUUGCUGAACUAACUAAACCAAAAUAUGUGACUCCUGCUACUUUAAAAAUGAUGGACGAAGAAAUCAUAGAAGCACCCGUUGAUCGUGAUGAUAGAAAGGCGCAUCCAAAAAUCCACACAGUCUUCUCCACGGAAUGCACUACAUACUUUGAUUGGCAAACUGUAGGACUUAUGCACAGUUUUCGUUUGAGUGGACAGCCUGGAAAUAUUACGAGGUUACUCAGCUGCAAUGAUGAGGAUUUAAGGAAGUAUAAAGGCAAUGAUCUGGCUCCUACACAUUAUGUUCCCUCGAUGAGUCGACAUCCAUUAACAGGAGAUUGGUAUCCAGCAAUUAAUAAACCAGCUGCAGUCCUUCAUUGGCUUAAUCACGUAAAUGUCGAUGCUGAAUACAUAGUGAUUCUUGAUGCUGAUAUGAUCAUGAGAGGACCAAUCACACCGUGGGAAUUCAAAGCAUCUCGUGGCCAUCCUGUUUCAACUCCUUACGACUACCUUAUUGGCUGUGACAACGAACUUGCAAAAUUACAUACUAGCCAUCCUGAGGCCUGUGACAAAGUUGGUGGUGUAAUCAUUAUGCAUAUAGAUGAUCUCCGGAAAUUCGCGAUGCUAUGGCUGCAUAAAACUGAGGAGGUUCGAGCUGAUAGAGCUCAUUAUGCAAGAAAUAUUACCGGAGACAUAUAUGAAUCAGGGUGGAUCAGUGAGAUGUAUGGUUACUCAUUUGGUGCGGCAGAGUUGAAACUAAAGCAUACUAUAAACAGUGAGAUAUUGAUAUACCCAGGAUAUGUUCCUGCACUGAACGUCAAAUAUCGAGUUUUUCAUUAUGGAUUGCGAUUCAGUGUUGGGAACUGGAGCUUUGACAAAGCAGACUGGCGAGAGGUUGACAUGGUCAACAGAUGCUGGUCCCAGUUCCCUGACCCGCCAGAUUCCUCAACACUUGAUCAAGCUAAUCAGGAGAAUUUACGGCGAGACAUGCUCAGUAUAGAAUGUGCAAAGACACUUAACCAAGCACUGGAACUUCAUCAUAAGAAAAAGUGUCCUAGUGCUGAUUCCAUAUUGAUAUCAAAAGGGGAUGAGAAUACAGAAGAAAGAGGAACUUCAAAAGAAAUCGGCAACACCGAUGCAAGUAUCGAUUCAAUAACCAAUCAUGUCGCAACAAACAAUUCAGGAGAAUUGGCAAGUGUUCAGAAAGAGGAAUUGUCAAGUGUUCAGAAAGAGGAAUUGGCAAGCGUUCAAAAAGAUGAGAUACCGAAGUCUUUAAGGUUUUGGGUGGUAUUCUUAUGGGCGUUUUCCGGAUUCGGUUUCUUAGUUGUUAUUUUUCUAGUGUACUCGGGUCAUAGUAAACGACGAACAAGGAUGAAACACCCUAGUAGAAGGAGAAGAAGCUUCCAGUCAGGUUUCAUGGAAAGCAAUGGACGCGACAGGCACGGACGUGAUGUUGAUUUAUAAACAAUGCACUUAUCCUUUUCAUUCUCACGACGGAAAAGCUAGUUGGUCUGAAUUUUACGACUACAAUGCAAGGAUCACACGGCUAGAAUUAGAGAGCAUGUUUGUUGAGUGACUGUGUGUGUGAUAUCAUUCUACAAAGCAAGUCAUUCUGAGUUCUGAGGUUGGAUUUUGUUGAUUGAGACAGUUGUAAAGGGAAUAUAUCUUCUUUUUUUCUUUUUCUUUCUUUAAUUUGAGAUUGCUUGUAACAUUUUGUAUCAAAAAAUCAUAAGGUCUUAGCAAUGUACAACAAGAAGCUGAAACCUACCCCUUCAAACUCAACAUGGAUUUUGCUCCUUAGUAGGUUAAAUAUUGUACAUUUCCAUGAUAUGCAAGUCAGUGAUAACAAUUUGGUGUAACCUCAAGAUAUUAUGUAAAUCGGGUAUCCUUUGUGCACAAUUGCAGAGAUUAAUUCCUCGA